Molecule: messenger RNA, 1404 nt
Organism: Nerophis ophidion (straightnose pipefish)
Lineage: Eukaryota; Metazoa; Chordata; Actinopteri; Syngnathiformes; Syngnathidae
Exons: 1
Coding region: 554-1276 (240 amino acids)
Molecular function (GO): nucleic acid binding
Source: RefSeq, a predicted model, not a curated record
CAAAAGGAUGACACAAGAGCACAGAGUUCCUGCCAACAGCAGCCACUACAGGGUCACCAUCUUGGGGGAAAAAAAUAAAAAAAAUUGCAGCAUACCAGCUACAACAACACACAAAUCAUAAAAGUUUCCUAAAGGAAAAUGUUCAUAUUUAAAUAAGUAGAGUAAAUAAAUCAUAAACAGGAUUUUACAGUUUAAAUGCAAAUGUUGAUGCUCCUCUUAGACACUGUUCUUUGUUCUCUUUCGGGUGUACAAGCAGCUGUCUUGUUUGUAUGUAAGUGUUUUACAGCUGUGUUUAUUUUUUUCAUGAGUUUUUGUAUUGCUUCGCUGAUGUACCGUAUGGUUUCGACAUCUUGAAAGUCAACGUGGGGACUGAUGAGAUCUUCAGAGACAGAACAGCGGCAAACAGCUUCCCGCCAAGAAAAAGAAGAGGUCCAAGAAAAAAGUGUCGGCCGCCAAGUCCGCCGCCAAGGGCAAGAAGAGCGACGCCCAAGCAGGACGCUCCUUGUCCAGCCCCAAGAAGUCCAGAGCGGGGAGCAAGUCCAAGGCCAUUGUCAUGGACUCCAGCACAGACGACGAGAAGCAUGGCGAGGAAGAGAAGGUGACGGCGAGGGACAAGUCGUUGGAAAAAGAGUUGAAAACUUACCUGCACGACGAAGUGUGCACUUGGAUCUUCAAUCCGCCAAACUCUUCCCACAUUGGAGGAAUGUGGGAAAGACUAAUUGGCAUCACUCGCCGUAUCCUGGAUGCAUUGCUCCUUAAGGAGGGAGGCUCUCACCUUUCUCAUGAGGUGCUCACCACUCUCAUGGCUGAGGUCAUGGCAAUUAUAAACGCAAGACCUCUCAUUCCAGUUUCAACUGACCCAGAGAUGCCAGCAAUACUAACACCUGCAACCUUGCUGACACUGAAGAGAGACGUCAUAUCUGCACCGCCAGGAGACUUCAACGUGAAAGACAUCCACUCACAACAAUGGCGGCAAGUCCAAUCUCUCUCUGAUAGAUUCGGGAAGCGAUGGAAACAAGAAUACCUGUCAACCAUACAAACCAGGAGAAAAUGGUAUGCAGAAAGGCCUAACCUGCAAAUUGGAGACCUAGUACUACUGAAAGACGGCCAGGUGAGAAGAAAUGAAUGUCCCACUGGACUCAUCGUCAAGUCUAUCAACAGCCAUGACAACAAAGUAAGAAAAGUAGAUGUUAAGAUCAUCCGACAAGGUACUCCAAUAAUCUACACUAGACCUGUUUCAGAGGUUGUGUUGCUCCUUCGUAAAGAGACUGUAUAGUGGUAUAAAACAUUAUACCAAGCGGGGAGUGUUAUGCCCGUUUGAUUGUGGACUAUUACUGACACCUUGUGGCGAUGGGAAAUGCUGCGCGUCAUUAGUUUGGGCACUUCCGGUUUACUUUGGGCACU